Molecule: messenger RNA, 315 nt
Organism: Prorocentrum cordatum
Lineage: Eukaryota; Dinophyceae; Prorocentrales; Prorocentraceae
Source: the annotation of a GenBank genome assembly
AUGAACGCCAGCGCCUACACCAUCACCAGCGCCAGCAUCGACGCCUGCACCAGCGCCCGCGCCUACGCUGGCACCAGCGCCAGUGCCUACGCCGGCGUCCACGCGUGCGCCUCCGCCGGCAUCAACGCCAUCACAUACACCAGUGCCGACACCAGCAUCGCCGGCAUGAGCGCCAGCGCCUACACCAGCACCAACGCCAGCAUCGACGCCAGCGCCAACGCCCGCGCCUACGCCGGCACCAACGCCAGAGCCUACUACGCCACCGUCGACGCCACACCGACGACAGCACCAACGCCGGCGCCUACGCCGGCAUGA